AUGAGUGAAUUUAGUGUAGGAGACAGGGUGGAAGUCUCAGAUUUACUCGGUACUAUAGUUUCAACAGGUGAUUCUUCAAGUGAAAAUGGAAAUAAGACCCAUAAUUGGACCAAUUUACCGGAUGGUUACACACUUGUCGUGGAAUGGGAUAAUUUAACUAAAGGGGACUUUGAUCAUCAUUCUAAUAGAUUAAAUAAAUUAAAAAAUAAUAAACUAGCAAUUUUAAAUCACAUAAGUAGUACAACCUUGAGGAAUGGUCUUAUGUCAACCGACACUGUCCAUUCUGAUGUUUAUAGGAUACUUAAUGAAAGAUUCCUAGCUUUAGACGCAUAUAAACCAUGCUCCUUUGUCAAAUUGGACAAUAUAAACUUUGGAACAAGUUUUGAAGAGGCGUUUAAGGCUAAAUAUCUGUAUGAAAACGAAAAUGUACACGAUAUUAACCUGGAUGAUUCUGGUCAUGUAUAUGAAUUUGUCGGAAUAGACAGUGCAGUUGAUUUCUUUUCAGAUGUUAGUAAAUUAUUUAUUGUUGACCUAAAUGGCAUGAAAAUAUCAAAACUAGGGAGAAUUGAACAAUUUCCCAAGUGUUCAGAGCUUUACAUAAACAACAAUCUAUUGGACAGUUCAAAGAUAAAUGAACUGCUGGAGAAUUUCCCAAAAUUGCAAGUUUUAGACAUUUCUAGCAACAAAAUAGACUUACCAAUAGGUUCUGAUAGUAUAUCAACUCUCGUCAUGAACAACUGCUAUUUUGAGUUCAAAACAGUCUUAGAAACACUCGAUAAGUCAAAAAACAUACAAAAUUUGGUAAUGUGUAAUAAUCUACUCAGUGAAAUUGAGUAUUUGGGUAAUCAGUACCCAAUGAUUAAGGCCGUAGAUUUAUCAAGCAAUUACAUAUACAAAUGGGACACAAUUAAGUUUUUAUUAGAAUUAUUUCCAAAUUUGGGCAAAUUAGCACUGGAAAACAACUAUAUUUCCACUGUAGAAUCCUCAGAACAUCUCAGAUUCUUAAAUCCCCUAGAAUUGGAUUUAUCGAACAACCUAAUAGAAGAUUUAAACGAGUUAGUUAAAAUAUCGCAAAUAUUUCCCAAUUUAACCAAGUUAAAGGUAAAUUAUAACCCAAUUAAUCCAGUGUAUAUGGGUAAUAGCUCUGAGUCGACAGAUUCUAGGUUUAGCAAUCUAGUCAAUAAGUUGAAUAAUACAAAUGACACUAGGAAUACUAAUAGCAGUUCGAAAGAACUGGUUAGGAUGUUUAUAAUUGUUACCUUUCCCAAUUUAAAUGUGCUAAACGGCACCAUCAUUACACACCAGGAGAGGGCAAACUUCGAGCGGUAUGUAAACAAUUUAUCGGAUAAACCAGAUCCCAUUAUCUCAAAUACGAUCUCAACUAAUAACAAGAUAAAGGUAAAAUUGUUUCCUGACGGGGACUCUGAAAGUUUCAAGUAUAACCCAGUUGAGAAAAAUCUAAUGGAAUCUUACACUGUAUUGGAACUUAAACUUUUGUGCAGCAGUCUGUUUAACAUGAAUUUGAAGGACAUCAAGUUAAUAUACAAUAGCAAGACGAUGCCGCUAUCCGAAGAGUUAGAUGAUGAUUCUGCAGAUCUGCGCAGCUAUGGAAUAUCGGACGGAUAUCAGAUUAGAGUACAGAACAAGAGACUGAUGUUUUAG
Theileria orientalis strain Shintoku is the source of this 1662-nucleotide messenger RNA. RefSeq lists its product as hypothetical. Gene Ontology annotation, molecular function: protein binding. The transcript has 3 exons. The coding region runs from base 1 to 1662 and encodes 553 amino acids. The record is from RefSeq and is a predicted model, not a curated record. Lineage: Eukaryota; Apicomplexa; Aconoidasida; Piroplasmida; Theileriidae.